AUGACACAUAAACCAGCCAUGGUGUCUCUACUACCUAUGCAGCAGAUUGACGGAAAAUGCGUUGAUCAACGAAAACUUAUGUCCCUACUCAGAGCCGUCUAUGGCAUUUCCAACGAGGGCAGGAAUAAUUUCUACGUCGAGUUGCGACUGAAUAAAUAUAAAAUCUACCGAGCGACCGACAGCCCUGCUCUCACUGAGGCGGAAAUCCGAAAUUGUCGAACGUAUUGCCGGUUGCUAUAA
Molecule: messenger RNA, 240 nt
Organism: Aspergillus chevalieri
Lineage: Eukaryota; Fungi; Ascomycota; Eurotiomycetes; Eurotiales; Aspergillaceae
Exons: 3
Coding region: 1-240 (79 amino acids)
Source: RefSeq, a predicted model, not a curated record